Messenger RNA from Pelobates fuscus (common spadefoot toad), 3257 nucleotides. Its product is annotated as serine/threonine-protein kinase D3-like. Gene Ontology annotation, molecular function: protein kinase activity; ATP binding. The transcript has 18 exons. The record is from RefSeq and is a predicted model, not a curated record. NCBI's taxonomy places the organism in Eukaryota, Metazoa, Chordata, Amphibia, Anura, Pelobatidae. The coding region runs from base 187 to 2646 and encodes 819 amino acids. Gene Ontology annotation, biological process: protein phosphorylation.
AAUGGAAGAACACGUUCAGUUACUUUUAAUUUUGAGUUCAUAAUAAGGAAAAAUAAUUUUAAAUCUAUUGGUUAAGUACUUGUUUGCAGCUAGGAAUCGUGGAUGGAAUUUACAGAGUAACAAUCCAGCCGGUCAUUUAGAAGACGAAACAUCAAAUUUUGCUGUGGAUUGGAAAGUUUUUUUACAAUGACUUUGGGUAAAGAAAUGCAGGGAAAGUUGAUUACCAUCAGACUCCAGAUAGGCCUAUCUCGUGAGGUCUAUAAUCUUAAUUCAAGUGAUGCUGUCUUUGGGAAUGUGAAAAAAUUGGCAGUGGACCUUGUGGAGAAGAAGUACCCAGAAUAUGGCUUCCUGGGUGUUUCUGAAAAAAUCCAACUCUUUCGUCAUAAUAUGAGCUCGGAAAAUAUCCUAGAACAUCUCAUCUCAUCUAACUCCAUUCACGAAGGAGACCUCAUUGAAGUUGUCCUACCAGCUUCUGUAUCCUUGGACUUUUCGAUACGCCCUCACAUUUUACUAGUUCACUCCUACAAGUCCCCAGCCUUUUGUGAUUACUGUGGAGAAAUGCUAUGGGGCAUCGUCAGGCAAGGGCUAAAAUGCCAAGGCUGCGGUCUUAAUUAUCAUAAGCGCUGUGCUUUUAAGAUCCCAAAUAACUGUAGAGGCGUAAAAAGGGGAUCUCUUUCCAGUCGCUCAUUUACAGGAGCAAGUUCUAUUAUAAGACAAAGAUCAACAACACAGCAAGGUGGAGGAAGUUUGGAAGAUCUGGGAGCACACAGUCUAGAAUACACCCUAAGGAAGCCACCUCGAGUUCCUUCAUUCAGUGGGCGUCCUAUUUGGAAGGAUUGGCAGGACAUGAAUAGAGUGAAAGUUCCCCACACCUUCCAAGUCCAUUCUUACACCCGUCCAACCAUAUGCCAGCACUGCAGGCGUCUACUGAAGGGACUUUUUAGACAGGGCAUGCAAUGUAAAGAUUGCCAAUUUAAUUGUCACCGACGCUGUGUGCCAGAAGUACCUGAUGAGUGUUUAGGCGAGGUGUCCAGAAGCCUGGAUGGAGAUGAUGCAGACUCAUAUAAUCCUGAGGCAGAGGAUGAUACAGAAAUUGGAAAAAGUAGCAGCAGUAGUGGAAGUGUACAUGAAGAAGAGGACCUUUUAAUCAAAGGGCCAGAAACACCUGCUUGCCCAUGUGACAAUCCAAUGUUUGACAGUAACUUUAUUCCUCUUAUGAGAGUGGUUCAGUCUGUGCGAUAUAACAAGAAGAAAAACAGUUGUGUGUUAAUGGAAGGGUGGUUGGUCCAUUUUACCAGUAAAGACAACAUGAGAAAGAAGCAUUAUUGGCAACUGGAUAGCAAGUGCAUCACUUUGUUCCACAAUGACACUGGUGGAAAGUUUUAUAAGGAAUUGCCUCUCUCUGAUAUUCUCCAUAUUGAGGCUUUUGAUAAGAAAGCUAAUGGACUCCAAUCAAAUGAAGAUGUGCCUCACUGCUUUGAGUUGUUAACGGACACCUUAGUAUAUUAUGUGGGGGAAAGGCGUUCUUCCGAAGAAACUGGGCAUAACUCAGGGGAUGUGUGGUAUAAAAUGGUUCGGCAAGCUCUGUGGCUUGGCAUGAAUGAGAACCCCACAUCGAAGAAUACUGUUGGUACAGGCACAAAACCUGAAACACUGCAGAAUUUAGACAUCAGUCACAUGUACCAGAUCUUCCCAGACGAUGUUCUGGGAUCAGGACAAUUUGGAAUUGUUUUUGGAGGAAAACACAGAAAGACCGGGAGAAAUGUUGCAAUUAAGGUUAUUGACAAACUCAGGUUUCCCAGUCGACAAGAGAGUCAGCUUAGAAAUGAAGUGGCGAUUCUCCAGAAUCUGCGUUUUCAAGGAGUGGUGGAUCUUGAAGCAAUGUGUGAAACCCCAGAACGUAUAUUUGUGGUUAUGGAGAAGCUACAUGGCGAUAUGUUAGAGAUGAUCCUUUCUAGUGAUAAGGGACGACUUCCAGAAAGGAUUACAAGAUUCCUUGUUACUCAGAUUUUAAUGGCCCUGCGGCAUCUCCACUCAAAAAAUAUUGUUCACUGCGACCUCAAACCAGAAAAUGUCCUCCUAGCCACUGAGGAUCCUUUCCCACAAGUCAAGCUUUGUGACUUUGGUUUUGCUCGUAUUAUUGGUGAGAAGUCUUUCCGUCGGUCUGUUGUUGGGACUCCUGCUUACUUAGCCCCUGAAGUACUGCGGAACAGCGGUUACAACCGUUCUCUUGACAUGUGGUCGGUCGGAGUCAUUAUCUAUGUCAGUCUAAGUGGAACCUUCCCAUUCAAUGAAGACGAAGAUAUUAAUGAUCAGAUCCAAAAUGCAGCCUUCAUGUACCCAAAGAACCCAUGGAAUGAGAUUUCAAAUGAUGCAAUUGCUCUGAUCAACAGUUUGCUGCAAGUGAAAAUCAGAAAAAGGUUCAGUGUUGACAAAGCAUUGAGUCAUCCCUGGAUGCAGGACUUUCAAACUUGGCUGGAUCUUCGAGAGUUGGAGACAAGGGUAGGCCAGAGAUACAUUACCCAUGAGAGCGAUGACGCACGUUGGCAAAAAUUUGCAGAAGAAUGCGGUAUUGUGUACCCACAACACUAUGUCAUGGGUCCCCAGUUUGAUGAAACUGAAGAAGAAGAUGAAGAUCAGGGGUGAAAUAAUGUGUUUACUACUGGUAAUAUAUUUUACAGCAUUCUACUGUAACAUCAGAAGACUUUUGGAAAAUGUCACCUUCUAAGCUACGUGGACAAGACAAGUUUCACACUAUUUUAUAUCCAUUACAUAUUCUAUCUUGAUUCUGGAUCAUGCAUUGAUUAUGCAUAAGUAGGAGAAAAUGAUAGUGUUCUCAUGUCAAUCUAUAUGGAUAUGUGGACUGUUGCGAGUCUUGUACCGUGAUAUAACUCUACCACCUAACAAACCACAUCUGCCUCUUUGCUUCCAAUCCUUAACCACAAUCUUUCAAAGUAAUGACAUUUAACUGACUGUAGCACUAUUCCAGGACGUUAUUCAGCAGGUAAAACCACAGUGGUAUAAUUAAGAUGUGAUGUACUAUGGUGAAGGAUAAUGAUUCAACUGUUGGUCAUAUCAGUAUUUGGUCAGCUCUGUUAUUCACAUUUUAUUUUUUCUUAAUAAAAAUAUAUUUUGUUCUUGUACUAAUGAAAUUAAGAUUAUUUAUGUCUUGUCAGUUAUUCCUUGUAUCAUACUGUAAAAUGUAAUGGUGUGAUACAUUUUAUAAAAUUAUGUUUAUAAAUAAACAAAUGCUGUAU